Molecule: messenger RNA, 894 nt
Organism: Linum trigynum
Lineage: Eukaryota; Viridiplantae; Streptophyta; Magnoliopsida; Malpighiales; Linaceae
Source: the annotation of a GenBank genome assembly
CUCCAUCGCCAACCAUUUUCAGUAAACCUAGCUACUUCUUCUCCAAUCCUCUUCUGCAAAAUCCAGAUCUUAAUCUUCUCACCAAUUCCCCCUCAUAUAUGGCCCGCACGAAGCAGACGGCGAGGAAGUCGACCGGCGGCAAGGCGGCGAGGAAGUCGACCGGCGGCAAGGCGGCGAGGAAGUCGACCGGCGGCAAGGCACCGAGGAAGCAGCUGGCGACGAAGGCCGCACGCAAGUCGGCUCCGGCAACCGGAGGGGUUAAGAAGCCUCACCGAUUCAGGCCAGGAACCGUGGCGCUGAGGGAGAUCCGCAAGUACCAAAAGAGCACCGAGCUGCUGAUCCGGAAGCUUCCGUUCCAGAGGCUGGUGAGGGAAAUCGCGCAGGAUUUCAAGACGGAUCUGAGGUUCCAGAGCAGCGCCGUUUCGGCGCUCCAGGAGGCCGCCGAGGCGUACUUGGUCGGGCUUUUCGAGGACACUAACCUCUGCGCGAUCCACGCCAAGAGGGUCACUAUCAUGCCCAAGGACAUCCAGCUCGCCAGGAGGAUUAGAGGCGAGAGGGAUUAGACCCAACUAUUUUGUUCUAGUAGGUGGCUUUGCGUUUUGGUUGUUUAAGGCUUUCUCUAAUGUUGUUUCGCUUGUCGUUUCUGUAUUUGCUGGAAUUUUAGAAUUCCGAUUGUUAGAUUCUAGGGUUUCUGAAAGAAUUGAAGGUUGUAAAUCUGCUAUGUCAUAAUUAAUUCAAAUCCUAGUUGGCUAUUCCUGCUCUUAGAACCUUUUCUUAUCUGGGUUUUCUUUGAUGGAGUGGUACGUAUGUUAGUGGCAACUGAAAUCUGCCCAUUUCUGCUGAGAAUUCAGAGAGUGAGUUAGUGAGUUGUGUCAAUGAAGAUCGUCAAUUCAU